Messenger RNA from Cylas formicarius (sweet potato weevil), 859 nucleotides. RefSeq lists its product as uncharacterized. The record is from RefSeq and is a predicted model, not a curated record. The coding region runs from base 46 to 819 and encodes 257 amino acids. The transcript has 4 exons. NCBI's taxonomy places the organism in Eukaryota, Metazoa, Arthropoda, Insecta, Coleoptera, Brentidae.
CUGACCGUAGAAUUUAGAUAGCUUUUAAUUUUGCUUCGCGUCGACAUGACUUCUUUAAGUUAUUUGCUAUUUUUCGCGACAACGGCUAGUGUUGUGGUCGCUGAUCCUUCGGCAGUUGAAGUACUCGGCGAUAUUUACAAAACUUGUUUACGCGAUUUUUCCGUGGCAUGUGUCAAACCGAAAGCUCUGGGAUGGAUUAAUCUAGUUUCUAAGAAACCUCAGAUUAGACUCACAGAAGAUUUGACGAUCGUCAACAAUGGUUACCAAGACGCUGAGAUGCAACGUGGAUUAGACAGGGACGUCCUAGACAGCUUCGAAGAUUUCUUGCAAAGUCACAACCUAGUAGCUAAUGUUCCCGGACUUUUACGACCUGACGGACCCUUCGGCAAGUUAGUCCCCAGAACGUUCCAACCUGAACCCAUCCAGGUUCCGCUUGCUGCCACUGGAAGGUCCAAAGUGAUCAAGAAAGUCAUUUUCCCGUUCUUGUUGGGUCUUAAAUUCAAGACAGCUAUCCUGGUGCCCCUAGCGUUAGCCCUGAUAGCUCUCAAAACUUGGAAGGCUAUGACAUUGGGCUUGAUUUCAUUGGUUCUCACAGGCGCCAUUGCUAUAUUCUCCAAGUUCAAUAAACAGCCCGCAGUUGAGGUGAUCCACUACCCGCAACAUUUGGACCACCACAUAGACCCUCACCAUAUCGAUGUCAUCCCGUCUAUAGUACCCAGCGUACCUGUAGGCGCGCCUGUACCUGUAGCUUGGCCUCAUCCUGUUUAUAGAAGUAAGAGGGCGGCAAACGAGCUUGCUUUUGGAGGCUAUAAGCGCUGACGUAUCGUCUGUGCUCUUUAUUUAUUUUAUUUAUUUGCAA